AUGUCCUCUUCUUCCUAUUCCUCGAGCACCAGCUCCCCGACCCCCAGCAUGUCCGCCGUGAGCCCGCCCAAGUCGUCCUUUGAGAUGGACGACGACGUUCCUCCUCGCCUCGCCGCCGACAAGACGGAGCCACCUCUCAAGAAGACGCUACACACUGCCGUGUAUAUUUCGCUGCUAACCAACGUCCUAGGCUUCCCAAUCCUUCUCACAUGCUGGCAUCUAGUUUUUGCUACCAUUGCUACCCAGGUCCUCGCUCGAACCACGACGCUCCUCGACUCCCGCAAGAAGCUGCCCCUGACUCCUCGCCUCUACGCUCGAACAAUCCUCCCCAUUGGUAUCUUUUACUCCGGCUCGCUCGUUUGCUCCAAUGUCGUCUACCUCUACCUCUCUGUCCCCUUUAUCCAGAUGCUCAAGGCCGCGGCGCCCGUCGCCGUUCUCUUCACCUCAUGGGCAUGGCGCGUUGCCGAGCCCAACUUGGCAUCCUUCCUCAACGUUCUAUGGAUUGUUGCCGGUGUGGCUCUGGCUUCCGUGGGAGAGAUUCAUUUCUCCUUGAUCGGCUUCAUGUACCAAAUGGGCGGUAUUGUCUUUGAGGCUAUCCGUAUCAUCAUGAUCCAAGUCUUACUUAGUGGCGAUGGCAUGAAGAUGGACCCCCUUGUCGGACUCUACUAUUUUGCUCCGGUCUGCGCCGUCAUGAACUUCCUCGUCGCGAUCCCAAGCGAGCUUCCCACCUUCACCUGGGCUGCCGUAUCCAAAGUCGGCGUGGGCAUGUUGUUCCUCAACGCGUCCAUUGCAUUUUUGCUCAACGUCACAAGUGUCUUCCUGAUUGGACGUACAUCGGGUCUAGUCAUGACCCUCACCGGCAUCUUCAAAAACAUCCUCCUCAUCCUCGUGUCCAUUAUCAUCUGGAACACCAAGAUCAGCUUCAUGCAGACCGUUGGCUACGCCAUUGCCCUCGCCGGCCUGACGUACUACUCCCUCGGAUACGAACAGCUGUCGAAGCUGUUCCAAUCCUCUGCAACAUGGGCAUCCGGUGUGUGGGGGGCAACGUCUGCGGCGUCCCGAGGCUCGGGUUCUUCCGCCUCGAGGAGGUGUGUCCUCAUCUCCUUCUUCAUCUUUGGCGGCUUGUUCGUUUUUGUUGCCGCGCUGCAACACUACGACCCUUCGACCAAGUCGCUGAAAUUGCCGGCUUGGUUUGGCACGGAAUAA
Molecule: messenger RNA, 1206 nt
Organism: Metarhizium brunneum ARSEF 3297
Lineage: Eukaryota; Fungi; Ascomycota; Sordariomycetes; Hypocreales; Clavicipitaceae
Source: RefSeq, a predicted model, not a curated record